Messenger RNA from Amphimedon queenslandica, 1777 nucleotides. Its product is annotated as xylulose kinase-like. Gene Ontology annotation, molecular function: D-xylulokinase activity. NCBI's taxonomy places the organism in Eukaryota, Metazoa, Porifera, Demospongiae, Haplosclerida, Niphatidae. Gene Ontology annotation, biological process: xylulose metabolic process; phosphorylation; D-xylose metabolic process. The transcript has 19 exons. Gene Ontology annotation, cellular component: cytosol. Bases 98 to 1705 code for a protein of 535 amino acids. The record is from RefSeq and is a predicted model, not a curated record.
UUGAAUUUUCCAAACUUCUAGAAUAGAAAUUCGAAAUUGGAAAUUUGGAAUUAAAAGGCGUGUCUAAAAUUUGAAAGAAGGUGUGGCUAAUUACAGAAUGGCAGAAAGUGGGAGCAAAUUAUAUUUGGGACUGGAUUUUAGCACACAGCAAAUCAAAGCAACUAUUAUUGAUGAUUCACUGGAAUUGCUGUUAGGAGACUUUGAUACUAGCGUCUCUUUUGAUGAUCUCAGGCAAUACAAUACUUCUGGUGGUGUGAUUAGACAUGAAGAUGGCAGGACUGUCACUGCCCCUACCAUCAUGUGGGUGGAGGCUCUUGAUAUCCUUUUGAACAAGUUGAAAUCUUUAAAUUUUCCAUUUGAGAAAGUGGCAGGAAUAUCCUCAAGUGGGCAGCAGCAUGGGUCUGUAUACUGGCGUAAGGGGUCCGAGGAAGUCCUAAAAUCACUGGAACCCUCACAAACACUAGCUUCCCAAUUGCAAUCUGUGUUUAGUAUACCUCAGUCCCCAAUAUGGAUGGACUCCAGUACAACUGAGCAGUGCAAGCAGUUGGAGCAACAGUGUGGAGGGUCAUUGGUUGUUGCCAAGAAAACUGGAUCAAGAGCUUAUGAGAGAUUCACUGGGAACCAAAUUGCAAAGCUGAACAUAGUUGAUACUGUCAAUCUUAGAGACACUGAGAGGAUUUCACUCGUGAGUAGCUUUGGAGUUACUCUUUUUGCUGGUAAUUAUGCUCCAAUUGAUUACAGUGAUGGAUCUGGAAUGAAUCUACUGGACAUACAGAGCAAGAACUGGUGGCAAGAAGCACUUGAUGUUUGCUGCCCUAACCUUAAAGAUUUGCUUGGUGAACCAGUUCCCUCAAACACUGUAGUGGGUAAUAUCAGUGAUUAUUAUGUUAAGAAGUAUGGGUUUAGUCCAGAUUGUAAGAUUGUUGCAGGCACUGGUGAUAAUCCUUCAUCAUUGGCAGGCAUGACAUUGCAAGAAGGAGAUGUUGAGGUUAGUUUGGGUACUAGUGAUACAGUGUUCCUGUGGAUAACUGAAGCUGAUCCUCAACUGAUGGGGCAUGUGUUUGUGAAUCCUGUGGACAGCUUAGCAUUCAUGGCUCUACUAUGUUAUAAGAAUGGAUCACUAACAAGACAGAGGAUUAGGGAUCAAUGCAGCAAUGGUGACUGGACGGAAUUUGAACAGUUACUAGCUUCAACUAACCCUGGAAAUGGAGGAUGUAUUGGGUUUUAUUAUGAUGAUCCUGAGAUUACUCCACCAGUUGUUGGUGUUCAUCGUUUCUCAUCAGAUGAUACACCAGUUGAUUCAUUUACUCCAGAGACAGAAGUGAGGGCAGUAGUUGAAGGACAGUUUCUUGCUAAAUACAUCCAUGCCUGUUCUCUUGGCUAUCGUAUCACGCCUUCUUCUCGCAUUCUAGCAACCGGAGGUGCUGCAGAAAACAAACAAAUUCUGCAAAUACUGGCUAAUGUCUUUAAUGCGUGUGUGUAUACUGGAGUCACUACUAGUUCAGCUAGUCUGGGAGCUGCUUACAGAGCUAAACAUGCUUUGAUGGAGCCUGGCACUUCAUUUGAAACUAUUGGACAACUAGCACGCUCUGUGUAUCCCUAUAGCCUGGGAGUAGAGCCACAGAGGGAUGUACACGAAAAGGUGUACCAACCAAUGGCCGAAAGAGUUGAAAGUCUUCUGGCUCAGCUUCCAACUUUCCAAUGAAUGAUGACAUUUUUUCUAUUUUUUUGUAGCUAUGCUAUUUUUAUUUUUUGCAUUGAAGUUAAAAAAAAUUAA